GUCUGUUUGUCUUGAAUCUGAAUAGCGAUGGCCAGUCAAGUUCACGAAUCCAUUCCAGGCAAGGAAAACAACAAACGACAUAUGUUAAAGUAGUAUACAUGCUGAAUGUGAACGACAGUGACUGUUGAUAUCUCCCUCGUUGAGCUUCCAUAGCUCUAUCUCGCCAAUAUAUAAAACUCCUACAUCCCCUUUCCCAUCUAAACCUUCCCUCCAGCCAAACCGCGUCUCGUACACUACCUACCUACCACACGACAAACCUCCCUCAUAUUCAACACUCUUCUACCAUAACCAGCAGCGGUAUCACCACCACCACCAUCACCAUGAACCCCGCCAUCCACAUCCCCGACGACGUCCCCAGCGACGAAUGGAAGAAAUCCGACGUCUUCCGGUACCGCCCCACCCUCAAAUCCGUCAUCGUCUCAGGCCUCGACGCCGUCUUCAGCGAGAUCAAGGGAACCGUCGAGACCCUCGCGCACUCCAUCUUCAACCAGCGGGUCGAGGCGAGCUGGGCGCUGCAGCCCGUCGUCAUCGACGUGGGUGGGAAGCCCGUCCGGAUGCACGAUUACAUGGGCGUGCUUUCCCCAACGCCCGCACCACACCACAGCGGAGUUGGGGGUCUCGGGGCUGGAGGCAUGGGCGUAGGCGCAUUCGACACGCACAUCUACGCCCCCGUCAUCACCAUCCCCCUCCCUAUGGGCAUGCGCUCAACCGACAAGCGCGUAACCCUGCUCCGCGACGCUUUGCUCUACGACGAGACGGGCGAGUUCAAGGGGCCCCUGGGGGUCCCCUUCCGCCGGAACUCGGCGUACCGCGAGUUCACGCUCGAGUUCACGGCGCAGGUGCCCGACGCCGAGAUCCCGGGCCGCAGCUUGUGGUGGCCUUCGACGUAUGUGUAUCUGCCGGACCCGAGGACGGUGUUUGCGUACGGGUAUGAGCCCCAGUUCACGCAGCACCGCACCGAUGUCACGAAGCACGUCGCGAACGACCUGAUCCUGCGGGACUGGGCGCGUGAGUUUCGGCGCGCGAGGGAGGCUGUGGAGAGUGGUAACGGUAACGGUAACGGUAACGGUAGCCUACAGAUGAGCUGGAAGGGGUCGAGUUUGGUGAUGGAUUAUUAGAUGGCGUAGGAAUAACCGGGUACACUCUUUGGGAGAUUGGACGAUCAUUUUGAGUGUAGCGAAAAGGGGGUAGAGCGAUGAUUUUUUGGGGAUUAUCUGAGAAAGGGGGGUGGAAUAGAAGGUAACCUAGCGAUGAAAUUAAUUUAGGGAAAUUGCCAGCGUCAGAUCGAGUUCAGGAGUUGUGAAAUAUUAC
Molecule: messenger RNA, 1311 nt
Organism: Hypoxylon fragiforme
Lineage: Eukaryota; Fungi; Ascomycota; Sordariomycetes; Xylariales; Hypoxylaceae
Exons: 2
Coding region: 321-1118 (265 amino acids)
Source: RefSeq, a predicted model, not a curated record